CAAAAUUGCCCCAAAUGGGAUACGUAUGCUGACAAAGAGAGAGAGAGUGAGAAAGUGAGGCAGCAACUGAGAGAGAAAGAGAGACGUCACAGAACGGUGAAGAUCAAGCCAUGGCAAGCAAAGAGGGAGAAACCAAUAUGGCUGCUUGGCUUCUUGGUAUCAAAACGCUCAAGAUUCAACCAUAUCAUCUUCCUCCUUUGGGACCCCAUGAUGUGAAAGUUCGAGUAAAAGCUCUGGGUAUUUGUGGAAGUGAUAUUCAUCACUUUAAGACGAUGAGAUGUGCGAAUUUCAUAGUAAAAAAGCCAAUGGUAAUAGGACACGAGUGUGCGGGUGUGAUUGAAGAAGUAGGGAGCGAGGUCAAGUCACUAGAGGUGGGUGAUCGCGUGGCAUUAGAGCCUGGAAUUAGUUGUCGCCAAUGCAAUCUCUGCAAAAGUGGCCGUUACAAUCUCUGCCCCAAAAUGAAAUUUUUUGGCUCUCCUCCAACUAAUGGUUCUCUUGCCAACAAGGUGGUGCACCCGGCAGACUUGUGCUAUAAGUUGCCAGAAAAUGUAAGCUUGGAAGAAGGUGCAAUGUGUGAACCUUUGAGUGUUGCUGUUCAUGCUUGUCGCCGAGCAAAUGUAAGUCCAGAGACCAACGUAUUGAUCAUGGGAGCUGGACCUAUAGGCCUUGUUACUCUACUGACUGCUCGAGCUUUUGGAGCUCCUAGAAUUCUCAUAAAUGACGUUGAUGACCGCCGAUUGUCGAUUGCCAAGAGCCUUGGUGCAGAUAAGACUGUUUUAGUUUCAACUAAUAUCCAGGAUGUAAAUAAAGACGUGGAGGAGAUAAAAAGUGCCAUGGGUACCGACAUUGAUGUGAGCUUUGAUUGUGUUGGUUAUAACAAAACCAUGUCAACAGCUUUGAAUGCUACUCGUUCAGGUGGGAAAGUUUGCCUCAUUGGGUUAGCUCAGAGUGAGAUGACUGCCCCUAUUACCCCUGCUGCUGCCAGGGAAGUUGAUAUCAUUGGCAUAUUUCGUUAUAGGAAUACUUGGCCACUUUGCAUCGAGUUGUUGAGGACUGGUAAGAUUGAUGUAAAGCCACUGAUAACCCACAGAUUUGGGUUUUCACAGAAUGAGAUUGAUGUUGCUUUUGAAACUAGUGCUGGUGGAGGUAAUGCCAUUAAGGUUAUGUUUAAUCUUUAAGAACUCACCAGAUUUUUCAGAAUAACCUUAGUGGCACUGCAAACAUCGUUUGUCCACCAAUCCUACCACAUUAUCUCAAUUGAUGUGUUAAAUCUGUACUUGUACUUGUAACUAUCCUUAAUUAAAUAAAAUGUCGAUUCAUCGAAUUAUUUA
Messenger RNA from Humulus lupulus (European hop), 1331 nucleotides. RefSeq names its product L-idonate 5-dehydrogenase-like. The transcript is spliced from 6 exons. Gene Ontology annotation, molecular function: oxidoreductase activity, acting on the CH-OH group of donors, NAD or NADP as acceptor; zinc ion binding. The record is from RefSeq and is a predicted model, not a curated record. Lineage: Eukaryota; Viridiplantae; Streptophyta; Magnoliopsida; Rosales; Cannabaceae. Bases 111 to 1178 code for a protein of 355 amino acids.